AUGUUCGUUACGCUCUGUCGCUUUCUUGGUCUGCUUUGUCUCGAAGCUGUGCCAAGUGUGUCUACAGAGUCAGUCGAGGCGAUUUGUGACCGGUCAGAUGAAGCAUGGAUGGCCAUUUUUCAGAAGCUGCUCACCGACAAAAGAGCCACCUGCGUGUCGGCAUGGAGCUCGGAAGACGACAUACGAAAUGAAUUACAUCGAAUUUAUUUGCUUUGGACAGUUCUCAAGAGGGCUCGCGGCGAUACCAACGGAUCUUUACAGGGAGGUGAUACAAGCCGAACAGCAAACGAGAACCUGGCUGAUCUUGGCGACCUUCUGAGAAUCGACACAGAAACGGCACCAUUAUCCGUUGGCGCAUCGGACGCUGAGGUUGCGAAGACUCUUGUAUGCGAAGCGUUGGCCUCGAUGCUAGAUUCGGACCCGGAACUGAACCGCGUCUACGACGACGUGCCUGUCGGGUUCAUGGGGAAAGUCGAUCCAGUGUUUGCCUCGGAAUUGAACGACGUCUACAACGAUGUGCCUGUCGCGGUUAAGAAAGUCGAUGAAAUGUUGCCCCAGGACUUACUCAACAAUCUUCCCCACGAAACAGUGUCUACUUGCCUUUCUCGUUGCCAGCUGGAAUACAAUGCGAUGCCGGAGCUUCUUCAGAGGCCAGACAAUGUGCUAUCGAUAUUUAUUUACAGGUGGGAAAAAACGCAGGUGUACCACAAGUACAUGGAAACAUGGAUGGCAUCCAUCGAGGGUAAGGAGCGGUAUGGGCAUAUAAAAAGGCGACUGCGUGAGGCAGAAAGCGGAGAUGAUAUUGGGUUGUGCCUCUUGACAUUGGUCUACUACGAACGGGUUCUCGACCGGACAGAGCGAAUGGCCACUCCUACCCACGGUAGCUUCCUGGAAGACUUCAUCCGCCACUUAGACGAUGACUCGGGCCACGUCCAGCAGGGGGGCUCGACUGCGGGGCUGUUCACACGAAACCAGCAGCGGGUGCGUGCAAAGGGCUCUCCAUGCGAGUGUUACACUAUUGGAGUGCUUGAAGAAAAGGAUGUGAAUUGA
This is a messenger RNA of Sporothrix brasiliensis 5110, 1050 nucleotides long. RefSeq lists its product as uncharacterized. Lineage: Eukaryota; Fungi; Ascomycota; Sordariomycetes; Ophiostomatales; Ophiostomataceae. The transcript has 3 exons. The record is from RefSeq and is a predicted model, not a curated record. The coding region runs from base 1 to 1050 and encodes 349 amino acids.